CUAGUCCCCUCCCUCAGUUUCUUGGAUUUUCGACUUUACAUCUCAGAGCUCACAUCCUCAGGUUCAUGCUUCUCUGCUUAAACUCGUCUCAGCCAUGGAACUCGGCCCUCCCAACUCUCAUCCUCCUCCCGAAAUGCAAAACUGUAAACGAUGUAAAGCAAAUCCAUGCAAGGCUUUUAACAACUGGGUUUAUCGAAAACACUCCUCUCACCACCAAAAUCAUCCUCAAUUUCAUUUCUUCACCUCAAGCGCCUGUCGUUGAAUUCGCUCGCUACGUCUUCUUUACGCGUCACGCUUUUCGAAUUCUUCGAGAACACGGUGACCCGUUUCUUUGGAAUGCGGUUAUUAAGUCGUAUUCGCAUGGGUUUGAACCAAGACAAGCUUUGGUUUUGUUUUCUUUGAUGCUUGAGAAUGGGGUUUGUGUGGACAAGUUUACUUUCUCUUUGGUGUUGAAAGCGUGUUCCCGUUUGAGUUUGGUGAAGGAAGGAAUGCAGGUACAUGGGCUGUUGAAGAAGAUGGGAAUGGGCUUGAGUUUGUAUUUGCAGAAUUGUGUAAUCGGCUGGUAUUUGAGAUGCGGCUUUGUUGGAUAUGCUAAGCAAUUAUUUGAUAGAUUGCGAAAGCCAGACUCUGUUUCGUAUAAUUCGAUGAUCAACGGGUAUGUGAAGUGUGGGAUGAUUCAAUCCGCACGCGAUUUGUUUGAUUGUAUGCCGGUGGAGGAGAAGAAUUUGAUUACUUGGAAUUCAAUUACUAGUGGGUAUGCGCAGUCUAAAGACGGGCUUAACAUUGCAUGGGAUUUGUUUGAGAAAAUGCCUGCAAGAGACUUGGUCUCUUGGAACACAAUGAUUGAUGGGUGUGUAAAACAUGGGAAGAUGGAAGAUGCUCAUCGUUUGUUUAAUCGGAUGCCAAAAAGGGAUGUGAUUAGCUGGGCAAAUAUGAUCGAUGGGUAUGCAAAAGUGGGAAAUGUUGACGUAGCUAGAAGUCUAUUUGAUGGGAUGCCAGAAAGAGAUGUUGUUGCCUGUAAUGCCAUGAUGGCUGGCUAUGUCCAAAAUGGUUAUUGCUUGGAAGCUAUAAAAAUAUUUCAUGAUAUGAAAAGUAGGAGUGCAAUGUUACCUGAUGAUGCCACAUUGUUGAUUGUUAUUUCUGCAAUUGCCCAGUUAGGACACAUUGAAAGAGGGGUUUCUAUACAUCGCUAUCUAGAGGCAAAUGGGUUCUCUUUGAAUGGAAAUGUUGGCGUUGCCCUCAUUGAUAUGUAUUCUAAAUGCGGCUGCAUAGGGAAUGCUAUAUCAGUCUUUGAGGAUGUUGAAGAAAAAAGCAUUGAUCAUUGGAAUGCUAUGAUUGGUGGAUUCGCCAUUCAUGGCUUGGGUGAAUUGGCUUUUGAUUUGCUCAUGGAGAUGGAGAAGCUUUGUGUAAAACCUGAUGAUAUCACAUUCAUCGGAGUUUUAAAUGCUUGUGGCCAUGCUGGCUUAGUGAAGGAAGGUCUGAUGUGUUUUGAGCUUAUGAGAAGAUUUCACAAGGUGAAACCAAAACUGCAACACUACGGAUGCAUGGUGGACAUUUUUUGCCGUGCUGGACGUAUAGAAGAAGCCAGGACAUUAAUAGAGGAAAUGCCCAUUGAGCCAAAUGAUGUGAUUUGGAGGACUUUCCUUAGUGCCUGUAAAAAUGAAGAAGAAUUGGAUAUUGGGGAGCCCAUAGCUAACCAUCUAAUUAGGUUGGAUUCUUGUAAUCCAAGUUCUUAUGUGCUUCUGUCUAAUAUGUAUGCUGGCCGAGGUAUGUGGAAGGAUGUGAGUAGAGUUAGGAUGAUGCUAAAAGAAAGAAACCUGAAAAAAAUUCCCGGUUGCAGUUCGAUUGAACUCGAUGGAACUGUCCAUGAGUUUUUUGUGCAAGAUAAGUCCCACCCUCGAGUUACAGAGAUAUAUACCAUGUUAAAUAGUUUGUGAAUUCCCUGUUCAGGGUCAACCCAUUGUAGAAGUUGAGUUGGAUCACCUGUCUGUGGAUAACGAGUUAUUUGCUGAAUGCAACCUUGUAAAAUGUCACCCCACCUGUAACACUUAGCACAAACUGCCAUGUCCAGAGUAUCUGUUAGAGUCAACUGUCUAUAGACGCUAGUCUUCGCGUCACAUUGAUUAUAAGUAUCUACAAUUCUACAUGAAAGCUUAUAUGUCGAUUCCCUGUUUGAUUGGAGAUUUUUUUUUUUUUUUUUUUCAAACUUUUUGUGGGGAAGGGAUUUGGUCGUUCUCUGUUGAAUAUGCCAUAGCAAAAAGUUCUAUUAGAAAGUGUUACGGGGACCAAAUAAGGAAGGUGCAUUAUGAAUAAGGAAGGAGCGUCCAGCAAGUCUAGGAAAUACUGUUUUGGCAAUGUUGCCCUGUUUUGGAAUAAAUCAAUUAGUAUUUAAUUUACUAAUUAUGCUUAUUUUUGGUUAGUUGAAUAACGUGAGGACUAUAACUUUGUAAGGGAGGAUGAAUGGAGGUUAUUAGAAAUUAUUCACAAAACUUGUUUUGAA
Messenger RNA from Juglans microcarpa x Juglans regia, 2500 nucleotides. RefSeq names its product pentatricopeptide repeat-containing protein At2g45350, chloroplastic. The coding region runs from base 66 to 1937 and encodes 623 amino acids. The record is from RefSeq and is a predicted model, not a curated record. The transcript has a single exon. Gene Ontology annotation, biological process: RNA modification. Lineage: Eukaryota; Viridiplantae; Streptophyta; Magnoliopsida; Fagales; Juglandaceae. Gene Ontology annotation, molecular function: protein binding; RNA binding.